AUGGCUACUACACACGUCGACGUCUUCAUCGUUGGUGCAGGUCCUGUAGGCCUCCUGCUGGCAUAUCAACUCGCCCGGCAUGGCCUCAAAGUCCAUAUCAUCGACGGAGCAGACAAGAGUCAUCCUGACUUCCCCAUGUAUGGACGGGCUUGCACUCUCCAUUCCAGGACACUUGAAUUGCUCGAUCAGAAUGACUUACUCGAUGAUAUGCUACAAGUCGGCGUUAUUGGGAAGCAGGGGUUCGCGUACAAGGAAGGUCAUCGGGUGCAGGGCAGGGGCUGGAACCUAUUCGCAAAACUGGGUGGCCAAACCAACUUUGACUACUCGCUCAACAUCCGAUUGAAGUACAGCGAAGAUUUCUUCAGACAAAAGCUCUCCGAACUAGGUAUUGUGGUAGAUGCGCCGGCAAAAUUGCUAGACUAUAGUCUUCAUUCGACCGCCGGGAACGACGAACCAAUCGAAGCGACAUACCAAAAUGCUUCAGGACCAAUCCAGACCGUACGGGCCAAGUAUAUCAUUGGUUCCGAUGGAGGCAGCAGUUCCGUCCGAAAGCUCGCAGACAUCCCAUUUCUUGGUGAACGGCACGUCGAUCACUGGGUUCGCAUAGAUGGAAUCGUGAAAUCAAACGUCCCGGAACAAAGAGUAGGUUUCGGCGCUGUCGAGUCUCCAACGCACGGCCAAGUCCUCUGGGUAGCCCUUGACCACGGCGCGACCCGGAUUGGCUACGCCUUGAGCGAGGAUCUGUACCAGAAAUACGGUACAAACAUGUCUGCAGCCGACGCAGCAGCUGAGGCAAGGAAGGCAGUCGCGCCCUUCGACCUCGAGUUCAUCGAGAUACAUUGGCACACCGUCUAUGGCAUCCAACAGCACGUUGCCGAGCGUUUUCAGGAUCGAGAACGCAUCCUGCUAGCCGGUGACGCGGCACAUACACACUCCAGUAGUGCAGCCCAAGGCAUGAACACUGGCGUGCACGAUGCCACAGCGCUUUCAUGGCGACUGGCUGGAGUAAUGAAAGGCUGGUACAAGCCGGAAGUCCUGUCCCUGUACUCGGACGAAAGAAGAGAAAGCUCGCAGCAUCUCAUCGAAUUGGACAAGUUAUUCAGCAAACUCAUUGCCCGCCAGAUACCGGAGAGUAUGAAAGGGCAGGGAGAUGAUCCUAUGGUACUGCUGGAUAAGAUCAUGACGCAACAAGCCGCUUUCACCCUCGGAUUGGGCAUCUCAUAUCCUCCGAAUCUGCUGAAUGAUGUGCAAAGCUCAACACUACCUAUUCUGACAGUACCAGGUCAUCGAUUCCCAGAUACCGACUUGCACAAGAACGGCGACCCGCGACAUCCCGUCCGCCUUCAUCAAGUCACGAAGCACAAUGGCAAAUUCCGUGUCAUCGUCUAUGCCGGUAUAGCAGCCGAAACACGUCCGUAUCUCCAACAGCUCCGUACGGCUAUCGACAAGCACAAAGGCCGCUUCGACCACGCCGUAGACUUCCUGACUAUCAUAGCCGGGUACGGUCGAGUCUUUGAUGAGCAUCUAGGCAUACCACGUUUUGGGAACGCAUAUUGGGAUAUGAAUCAUAGCGCUCAUGCGCUGCAAGGGGUCGUGGUCGAGAUUGGUGCUAUUGCUGUGCUUCGACCAGAUGGUAUAUUGGGAUAUACUUCGACAUUAGAUGGGUAUGAUGGAGUAGUGCGGUAUCUAGAACGCUUGAUCGUGCCUCGUGAGCCGGUGAAACAGAAUGGUGUCAAUGACCAUACUGGUCAGAAGAAAGACUUGGGAGAGUUCCUGGGCGAUAAUGAGAGUGCUUUGGCACAUAAACCAACCGUAGUGAAUGGCGUGGCGAAGUAA
This is a messenger RNA of Recurvomyces mirabilis, 1836 nucleotides long. RefSeq lists its product as uncharacterized. Bases 1 to 1836 code for a protein of 611 amino acids. Gene Ontology annotation, molecular function: FAD binding; oxidoreductase activity. The record is from RefSeq and is a predicted model, not a curated record. NCBI's taxonomy places the organism in Eukaryota, Fungi, Ascomycota, Dothideomycetes, Mycosphaerellales, Teratosphaeriaceae. The transcript has a single exon.